AUGGACGCCUUGGUCGAGGACUCGGACAGACUCUUUCCUGAAGUCUUUGCGCAUCUCGCAGCAGUCGAAGCACAACCAGCCUUGCCACUGGAUGAGGAACUCCUGAAACGUGCAGAAAGAAACCUCACUCCUACCUCACCAAAAGACCUGUUAUGGCGGGUGCUGGGUACGGGUGAAGAGCUACUGCAGACGCUCCAACAAGACCCUCGACCGCUUACUCGACUACUGGAGCGGGUCAUCUCCCUAUUGCCAUUUGACGAGCUCAGAUCAACCAUAUCCGCGGAGAAGCUCCAAGAAGGCCUGACUUCGCCUUCAGUUGCGAUACAGUUACUUUGCCUAGCAUACCUGCGGAAAGCUGCGGACUCACCCAGCGGCGCCUCUUUCGUUGCGACCAGUUCAAGUCUUGUUCAAUGUCAGUUCACAAUCUGGCUGUCGUCGGAAAGCGCCGAGGUCGCAGAACGUUCGCUAGAGGUGAUUGAAGCGUUGCUUGCCGUCGACAGCGAAAAUAGUACAACGGUGCUAUCUGCGGGUCGUAGCUUUUCUGAAGCACAAGGACAAGGCCUGCUUUGGCGCAGGGUAUUCCACGAUCCUGACGUGUACAUGAUCCUGUUCGAAUGGACUUCACUAACCAAAUCGAAACGAGACGUCAAAACCAAGAAGGGGAUGCAGCUCGUCACGAUUUCCCAAGCACGCUUGUUCGACUUCAUCGCGAGAGUGGCACCCUACGACUGGAAUGCGGUAACGACUUCUUCCUUGGCUCAUAUCGAGGCUCAGUUCUUGAGAGACAAUGGUGGCAGUGAGCCCUACGGGGGCAUCCUUCGAUAUGCUGCUUCACACAUGAUUGACAAGGAAGAUAUUCUGAUGGAGGUGCUACGUCAAGAUUUCUUCGUCAAGUUACUCGGAGUAGUAGAGGAGAGCAACAGGCACAAUGUAUCUCCCCAGCUACUUGAGGCAAUCCAACAAGGGGCCGGGGUUACGGCAACGCAAGAUGGAGAAAGUGGUGGCCUCCACCUCUAA
Fonsecaea multimorphosa CBS 102226 is the source of this 1017-nucleotide messenger RNA. RefSeq lists its product as uncharacterized. The transcript has a single exon. Lineage: Eukaryota; Fungi; Ascomycota; Eurotiomycetes; Chaetothyriales; Herpotrichiellaceae. The record is from RefSeq and is a predicted model, not a curated record. The coding region runs from base 1 to 1017 and encodes 338 amino acids.